Cuscuta campestris is the source of this 1257-nucleotide messenger RNA. Lineage: Eukaryota; Viridiplantae; Streptophyta; Magnoliopsida; Solanales; Convolvulaceae. The record is from the annotation of a GenBank genome assembly.
CGCUCUUCCAAGAGCAGUACGGACGGCGAUGUACUGAUAUCUAUAUCCAGAACUAGAGAAAGUGUCUCGAGAUGUCGAAGGACGGAGACCUAGGCGAGAGUUCCCAUUCCCGGCGUGUAGAGCAACCGCCGCCGGUUUCAUCUGCGACUAGGGUUCGAGCCCGAGCAGACUCGUUCCUACUCACCUGUAGAGUUUUCAGCUUCGUCACUUCGGUGGCUGCAAUUCUCUGCAUUGCCGUCAAUGUUUACUCCGCUUUCCGAUCAUUCAGAAACGGAUAUGAUGUGUUUGAUGGAAUUUUCCGGUGUUAUGCGGUUGUGAUUGCAAUGAUUGUGGUUGUUGCUGAAACGGAAUGGGGGUUCUUCAUCAAGUUCUGGAAGGUAUUGGAAUAUUGGGCUGGAAGGGGUAUGCUGCAAAUAUUUGUUGCAGUAAUGACCAGAGCUUACCCUGAAUAUAGUGGGCAACAACAUGAGUUGAUUCUUGUCCAGCAAAUAGCAAGCUACUUGCUUCUUGCAUGUGGUGCCAUUUAUGUCCUAUCAGGAAUAUUAUGCAUUGGGUUUCUCAAACGGGCUCACCAGAAUAAAGAAAUUUCCAAGGAGCAAACAAUUAUGGAUCUGGAGGCUCUAGAGCGUCGCAGAGAACAGCUUACAGCCUUAUUGGCGCAAGAGAAUCCAUAAGAAUAUGGAGCCAUCCUUAAUGUGAACAAUUUUGAGAGCUUCACAACACUGCCCAAACAAGUCUAUUAACUGCUUGCAACUGCCCUUUUACAUAUAUGAAUGAAGUCUCUAUGCCUCUACGGUACAUGUUCAUGAAUUAUUAAUCCUUUAUGUCUUCUUUUCUAUUUGGGGCUACUAUGGUGUCUGAAGAGAACUGAUAGUGUGCAAUUAGGAUAUGAAGAAUACCUACUGGCAUGCUUCUUAUGCACACACACGCAAUACAUGAGUAUGACCUUCUACCUCUGUCUCAAAGCGUUUGUUCAGUUUGAUUUUUUUUUGAGUCAAAAUGGACGGGGGGAGGAAUAUUAGGCUCUUCAAUUCCCUGACAUUGUUCCAUUUUACAGAUAUAUUCCUGUUUUGGUUACGUUGCACUUUUUUUUACUGGUCUUAGUACUACGUAUUCAAUGGUGCUAAACCGUUGCUUCUAAUGAAGUUUUAGGUAGUAAAUGCAGUAAUGCAUCAACGGUUUAACGUCGUCUACCUGUAAGAUCUUACUAGAGUAAGACUUCGUAUAUCUUGACCCCUAGACCUCAACGAUGUUGGG